Messenger RNA from Spea bombifrons (plains spadefoot toad), 789 nucleotides. RefSeq names its product olfactory receptor 1019-like. Lineage: Eukaryota; Metazoa; Chordata; Amphibia; Anura; Pelobatidae. Gene Ontology annotation, molecular function: G protein-coupled receptor activity; olfactory receptor activity. The record is from RefSeq and is a predicted model, not a curated record. The transcript has a single exon. Gene Ontology annotation, cellular component: membrane. The coding region runs from base 37 to 789 and encodes 250 amino acids. Gene Ontology annotation, biological process: G protein-coupled receptor signaling pathway.
UCGGUGAUAUGCCUGAGCCCCCUUCUGCAUAACCCCAUGUACUUUUUCCUCUGCAAUUUCUCGUUCCUGGAUAUCUUUUACUCUUCUGUCACUCAGCCCUUGCUCCUCUCUUUGCUGUUGGAAGGUCAUGGCAUCAUCUCUUUCUCUGAAUGUAUCACACAGCUCUAUAUUUUUAUGUCGUUGGCAUGUACAGAAUUUGUCUCCUUAACAGCGAUGGCAUAUGACCGCUAUGUGGCCAUCUGCAAGCCUUUACACUACCCAGUGUUAAUGAACACGAAAAUCUGUCUCCUGCUGACCACCUCAUGUUGGUUGAUUGGCUUCCUGGAUCCAUUAGCUCACACUGUGGUCAUAUCUCAAUUGCCUUUCUGCAGGCCACGCAUUAUCAAUCAUUUUUAUUGUGACCUCACCGUGUUAUUAAAUCUAUCUUGCGUGGACAAGCUAUUCAUUGAAAUCAUGACUUAUGUGGUUGGCUCAGUGGUAGCCCUCCCAGCCUUCAUGCUUACCCUUUCUUCCUAUGUCUUUAUCAUUUCUACGAUUCUCAAAAUUAAUUCUGCCUCAGGGAGACAUAAGGCCUUUUCCACUUGUGGAUCCCACCUCACCGUUGUCAUCUUGUUUUACAGCACUGUUCUGGUUAUGCAUAUGAGGCCUUCAUCCCAGUACUUGCUCAACCAAGAUAAGCUGCUGUCUAUCUUGUAUACAGCUAUCAUUCCAAUGCUAAAUCCUCUUAUAUACAGUCUCAGAAAUAAAGAUGUCAAAAAAUCUAUACAAAAGAUCAUCAGCUAUAAAUGA